GAUUUGGUGGCAUCGAAAAUGCCAUCUUUAUUCGUUAGAGAUGGCGGACGUAAAGGCGAUUAUGCGGCUAGCAAGGAGUUGAAACGAAAGCAGAAUGCCGCACAAAAAAUGUCAGCGGGCAAAGGCCAAAAGAGAUCGAAACGAAACGAGGAAAUCUCAUCAGAUGAAGAUAUUUCGGCAGAUGAGGGGCGGCCGCCCGUAAGGCCUGGACUAGGCCCGUAUUCAGGGAUUGAAGAAAUCGAUGACGACGACCAAUUUGAGGAUGUUCAACAGACGGCUUAUAGGAAAGCAAAACAGUUGCUGGCCGAUAUUAGGGCUGAAGAGAAGACUGAGGAGGGUGAGGAAAAUGACGAAGCAGUGGCUCAUAGACUACACGAAGAGGCCUUAUCGCAUGUUGUCACUCUGCAUCGAAAGAUUGCCCAAACUGCAAAAUUAUCUGAUUCAGUGGUUCAAUUUUCAACAGUGGCCGUAGCGAUAUCACACGAUGCACGAUACAUUUGCAGUUGCUCGAAAGACGCGACCAUUGUGAAAUAUGACAUCGAAGAGGGCAAAAAAGUCGGUCAAUUGAAAUAUGACAAGAAAACGGGUGGACGAAACUGUCAUAAAGGUCAUAUUUUGGCAUUGGCCAUCUCAGCACAAGAUCGAUUUUUGGUCAGUGGUGGACAGGAUGCCGUAAUAAGAGUUUGGAAUUUUGUCAGUUUGGAUUUAGUCAAGGAAUUGACCGGACAUAAAAACGCAAUUACUGGACUGACAUUUCGUUUGGGCACACAACAGUUGUUCAGUUGUUCACGAGACCGAAGUGUGAAAGCAUGGGAUCUGGAUCAGAUGGGAUACGUAGAUACGAUGUUUGGACAUGUGGAUGCUGUGAUGGGUAUUGACAUCUUAGGAAGGAGAUGUGAAGCAUCAUUAACAGAUAGUUUGAGUUGCGUUUCGGAAAAGAUUUUGCUUGCGAUUAGCACAAAGCAAGCUGGAUAUGGAAAUUUCUAUAUCCAGGAUGGAAGGAAGUAUGCAAUAGAGAGAAGGAAUGUUGUUUUUAUAGGGAACGUGUUCUGA
Anisakis simplex (herring worm) is the source of this 1053-nucleotide messenger RNA. The record is from the annotation of a GenBank genome assembly. NCBI's taxonomy places the organism in Eukaryota, Metazoa, Nematoda, Chromadorea, Rhabditida, Anisakidae.